Molecule: messenger RNA, 1026 nt
Organism: Penaeus vannamei (Pacific white shrimp)
Lineage: Eukaryota; Metazoa; Arthropoda; Malacostraca; Decapoda; Penaeidae
Source: RefSeq, a predicted model, not a curated record
AUGUGGCUGGUAUGGAUUUGGGAGAUGUACGAUAGCUAUUACGGCAGAGGGAGUGAGGCAACUGAUAGCGUGGGGGCAGGGUGGAUCGGCGGAAUUAUUAACCAAGAUGACGCAUAUUACGAGAAUUUGGCCAAACAUCUGAACGGGUUCAUGUUCCAGGAGGUGCCAACUCUAUCACCAGCUCCAGUGGGUACGGAAGCAGCUGGUGCCAAGAUAUUCCAACUUGUGUUGGAGGCAAACGCAAGGGGCGUGUAUCUACCACUCUGGGGCACUCGCGAAGGAUUCCAGAUGAUCGCUUACCUCGCAGCUGGAGAGCAAAACUUGACCACCCCUUGCAGUGCCAUCAACAAGGCUGACAGUGUCACAGUCGCAGAAGGUUACAUGGACUCCCGCAUCUUCACGCAAAUGCCAGACUACGUGAUCGGUUAUCUCACGUUCAGCGACUCGACUGUCAAUUUCCACAGGAAGUGCAUGACUCCAGAGAACUUCACCAACUCCGGCCUCACGGACGAGUUCAAACUCCUUGGCACGAGCUUCGACUUCGACGGCCUCGAAUACGUGUCCCUGAUCGAACACGUCGCCCUCCCCAUCUUCGGCUCGCAGUUCCACCCCGAGAAGAGCCAGUUCGAGUGGAAGGACGACGAGGUCCACAGCGCCAUCCCCCACACGCCCCAGGCAAUAGGCGUAGGGCAGUUCUUCCCGCUAAUUUUCUUCUGCUAAUCAAGCUCGCCAGAACAGCCAGAAGUUCCCGACCAAAGAAGAGGAAACAGCUGCUCUCAUCUACAACCACAAACCUUUCUUCACCCAAGCAACCUCUGGCUUCGUGCAGUGCUAUCUCUUCCGCUGACCACCGGAAGACAACACUGUGAAGAUGAUAUCAAGGGAUAGUAAGAUGGCAAGAUCGGAACAGAUAGCCUUGACUUUUAUUUUCUAUUUUUUCUUUUUUGGGAGGAGGAUGUUUUACAAAAUGGAAAGGAGAGCCCUGCCUCGUGCUUUGUCGGAAGUUAUUAUAUUUUUUUCAGCAAU